AUGCAGACCGACAAAAAGGCAACUAAGCCUGAGAAAAAGGAAAUGCUCUCAAAGAUGGAAGAGUUGAAGCAAAAAGCAAACUUUCGCGUUCUCAAGCAAGACGGAGAAUGCAUAGUAAUGGCGCUGAAAGCCAGACUGCAUGAAAUAAGCACACAAGUCGCUAUUAUAGAUCUGAAAAACCUGCACUCACAAGAUCCCAACCAAAACGAAAUAGGCUUGCAGCCUUGUAAAGAUGAUGAAUAUGAGGACCUUGAUCCAUGUAGCCUACUAUCAAACGCUGAUCAAAAACGUGCAGCACAGAAUCCAACAACCUAUCACACUAGCGCGGAGCAACAUCUUGAGCUGUCGCCAGCACUCAGAGUGAAGUACCCACAACUCAAGCUACCCCAUUUCGAUGGUCAAAACGAAUCUUGGGAGGAGUUCUGGGAUACGUUCUCCUUAAUAAUUGAUCAGAAUUCGCAGCUGAAUGACCUCGAGAAAAUACUCUACCUAAAGGACUCAAUCAGAGGAAAAACUCAGCAGGCAAUAAGGAGUAUACCUAUGCGUAGCUCCAACUACAGACUUAUUGUCGAUCUACUGCAGAAAAAGUGCGGUAACAAAGGAAACAACCGGUCGAAGAUAGUGCAAAGGUUCAUGAACAUACCUCAAGCAACUUCAAAAGCAGCUAGCUGCGUAGCAACCCUGGAUCAGGUGAAAGACCUUGUUUUCCAAAUGAUAGCCACUGGCUAUGACAUUCGGAAAAAGCAUGACCCUCUAUGGAUUGACACAAUUCUAGCAAAAUUUCCGUAUGAAAUCAUCAAAGACUGUAUGAAGACAAUCACAAGUGGAUCAAGACUAACCGUGGGCACUUUGUUGGAAGAACUUCAAGAUAGUGUCUCCUUUAGAGCCUAA
Molecule: messenger RNA, 891 nt
Organism: Necator americanus (New World hookworm)
Lineage: Eukaryota; Metazoa; Nematoda; Chromadorea; Rhabditida; Ancylostomatidae
Exons: 1
Coding region: 1-891 (296 amino acids)
Source: RefSeq, a predicted model, not a curated record